Molecule: messenger RNA, 833 nt
Organism: Juglans regia (Persian walnut)
Lineage: Eukaryota; Viridiplantae; Streptophyta; Magnoliopsida; Fagales; Juglandaceae
Product: thioredoxin-like protein CXXS1
Exons: 3
Coding region: 302-685 (127 amino acids)
Source: RefSeq, a predicted model, not a curated record
GUCAAUGACUGGCCCAGCUGUCUUAGUCAUUUGAUUCAUGUCUAUCCUGAAAAUAAUAAUAAACUUUAAUGUGACUUGUGAGAUAAAUCAAAUGAGUUAGAACAGUAUUUUCUGACCCACAGAUCAAAAGAUUGGACCCGCUGAGAGAUAGAGAAUCCAAGGUGGCUUCAGCCUUCAUGAUCCACCUCUUUUGCGGGGAGCUGUAGUCUGUAGAGCUAUUCAACAUCUUGUUACACUAGCGUCUGGUUCUGGUUCUAGAGGGGUCAAAGUUCCCAAUAAGGUGAAGAGGAAGAAGAAGGAAAUGGCCGGCCAAGGCGAAGAGCAGCAUACCAAGUCCAGGGUUGUGAAGGUUGACUCUUUGGAGUCGUGGGAUAUGUAUGUUACCCAAGCCACCAGUAAAGGGUGCCCUAUUGUUGUACAUUUCACUGCUGCAUGGUGCAUGCCUUCAGUUGCUAUGAACCCCUUUUUUGAGGAAGUGGCUUCAAGCUACCCUGAUGUUCUGUUUCUCACAGUUGAUGUUGAUGAGGUUAAGGAGGUGGCGACUAAAUUGGAGAUAAAGGCGAUGCCCACAUUUUGGCUAAUGAGGGACGGUGCUCCACUCGACAAACUUGUUGGUGCCAAUCCAGAGGAGGUAAGGAAAAGGAUAGAUGGUCUUGUGCAGUCCAUUCGUGUUGAUGUAACAUAGAUCCAAUAUAAGUAUGCUAUUGUACAUUUGUAAAUGUUAAAUGUGCGACUUUUGUGGUCCAACAUCCAAACAGAUGAUAAGUGAGCUUGUGUGCUUUGUGUGAUGGGUGUGAUUUCAAUCUCACUAGUACUUUUGCGUUUGCUGCCAA